AUGACGGAUACUGAGUCCAAGACCUGGGCUAUACUGAUUGGGAUUAAUUUCUACCCUGGAAACAAAUCCCUGAAGGGAUGCGUUCACGACGUCACAUCCAUCGCGGCGUUUCUGACCGACAGUGCCCCGCCGAUGGACAUCAAAGUCUUCACGGCGAGCCAGCCUUCCGACCCUUCUGCCAACGGUCCACCCGAAGAAUCUGAUUUGCUACCCACAUACGAUAAUAUCACACGCGAGCUAAGGAGUAUAAAUUCUCAAGCAAGAGCCGGAGAUGCAGUUUACAUUCAUUACUCUGGCCAUGGUGCAGAUCGUCAGUCUCUCCAACUGACUGGCCAAGAUCCACAUAUCGGCACCGAGGAUUUUGCCUUAGUCCUGUAUGAUGGACCUCAUGGAAUGAAGAAACUACCGGGAAGCGAACUAGCAAGACUACUAAAAGCAAUGGUGGACAAAAAAUUGGCCGUCACUUUAGUCCUUGACUGUUGUUUUUCCGGAAGCGUUACGCGACAUGGCGUCAAACGUACUUCAACUGUCCGAAGUAUAGACUUCGAUUCUACCAUCGACGAUGCUUGUUCCUCACUUCCUCCCAGGAGUCGAGGGCCUCUUCGUGACGGACGCAUCGUCCCUCACUGGUUGGUAAAUCCGGACGGCUAUACUAUUCUCUGUGCCUGUGGACCCUACGAGAUUGCUGAAGAAUUCGAGUUCGAAGACGGAACAUUCCACGGCGCACUCUCAUAUUUCUUACUCCGGGCACUAAAGUCACUGAGAAGGUCCGGCAUGAAGAUUAAUUCUCAAGCUCUGUAUCAACAUAUUUGCGCUAGAUUUCAUGCUAAGCUGCCCCGACAAAAUCCCAGACACUAUGGGAACGGGGUUCCCUCAUGUUUUGGAAAUUGUUUGAAUAAAGCCGAAGAUCCAUUUACUGCUGUUUUCUUCCCACAGGAAGGCAAUCGAUUAUGCCUAAGAGCUGGGUAUGCGCAUGGUGUCCAGAAAGGCGACGAGUACGAGGUUUGCCCAUUCACAGCGGUAGGAAAUGAAGCAGGCCCCGUACAGUAUAGUGCGAUUCGGGUCAACGUCAGCGCUGUUCGCGGUCUCACUUCGGACAUGGUAUCAUCCGACCCAACUAUUUCCCUUGGUAAUGUCAAGUCAGGCUGGAUUGCUAAACCUCGCACUCAACUGCGUCUUCAGAAUACCACUAUACAACUUAUGACCGAAGAUAGCGACAUCGGCAAGUGGCAACAAAAGGCGGGUUCCCAAAAGUUUCUCAGAUUUUGCGAAGACGAGCUAGAGGGCCAGCCUUGCUUAUUCAAAAUUCAUGUGAACAGUGACCAUGAAUAUGAAGUCAUCGACCAAUCGAGUCAACCGGUGGCAACUCUCCCAACAGUCUCCUGUGAUAGGAAGGAUGCAAUGGAUCUUGUUGUAAAUAUGCUCGAGCAUGUGGCUAUUUAUAAAUCCAUCGAGGCAAUCGAGAACCGCUUUCCAUCGGCGUCAUUCUCCGAAUCAUUUGUUAUUCAACUUGCCACCGAUCCAGGGGUCUGUUUGUUGAAUUCUGGUGUUCUUGACGUGAAAACCCAUAAUGAAGUGAAAUUCACAGUUCGAAAUUGUGGCGAAGCGUCGAUAUACGUCCAUCUGCUUGAUUUGCGCCCUUCUUGGGAAGUUUUCGAUAUUGUCAAAGCUAGCGGCAGUAGAUAUAUAGAGGUUCCCGGAAACGAAUCCUCAGAGAUAAAACUUGAAAUGACAGUACCCGACUUUCUUGUGAGUUUGGGACAGAGUCACUGCGAAGAUGUCCUCAAAUUUCUUGUUACAAGUCGGGCAACCUCGAUCGAGGGAAUGUGCUUGAAGGAGCUUCCUAGGUCGGCAGAUAGUGUGGGCACAAAUUUUCGUGGGGAUCAGGACAGGGUCUCGAAUUUCCUUAUGGGGCUGGGCUCUCCGUUGCGAGGGAACGGAGACGAUCCUCUGUCAGAAGACUGGGCAGCCCUUAACUUCGUUGUGCGGACUGCGCUGCCACCUCGAUGA
This is a messenger RNA of Exophiala aquamarina CBS 119918, 2010 nucleotides long. RefSeq lists its product as uncharacterized. The record is from RefSeq and is a predicted model, not a curated record. Lineage: Eukaryota; Fungi; Ascomycota; Eurotiomycetes; Chaetothyriales; Herpotrichiellaceae. The transcript has a single exon. Bases 1 to 2010 code for a protein of 669 amino acids. Gene Ontology annotation, molecular function: cysteine-type endopeptidase activity. Gene Ontology annotation, biological process: proteolysis.